Messenger RNA from Diplodia corticola, 1584 nucleotides. RefSeq names its product serine threonine-protein phosphatase pp-z. Bases 1 to 1584 code for a protein of 527 amino acids. The record is from RefSeq and is a predicted model, not a curated record. Gene Ontology annotation, molecular function: protein serine/threonine phosphatase activity. Gene Ontology annotation, cellular component: nucleus; cytoplasm. NCBI's taxonomy places the organism in Eukaryota, Fungi, Ascomycota, Dothideomycetes, Botryosphaeriales, Botryosphaeriaceae. The transcript is spliced from 3 exons.
AUGGGCAACACCCCGUCCAAGAAGGGUGACGGGAACGGCCCGCAGCUCGAUCGCGAUGGCUACGCAUCCUUCUCCCGCUCCGACACGAAGGAGUCGACGCGCUCGAUAAGGAACUCGAUCCGGAACAAGAUCCCGGGCACCAGCACCAAGACAGACAGUCCGCGCAAUUCUAUCCAGGGCUUGGGCGCCGACAGCAACACCAGCGUGAACAAUCUGGAGAAGCAGGACUCACCCUCCGCCAAGUCUGCCACGAGCAACGCUCAGGCCGCACACAGACGGUCAGGCUCAACGUCCUCAGCGCCGCCCGUCGGCCUCGAUUCGGUGGCGUCGCGAGAGGACGCCGUGUCGGACAGCGACCAGCCUCCGCCCUCGCCCACGCAGUCGGCGACCGUAGGCCAUGGGCACGAAUCGGUGAACCAGGCGCAGCGAACCGGCGAAGUCGACCACGUUUCUGACACACCGCCCACCGGCCUGCCGCCGCCUUCCGCGCUCUCCAAGCCCAAGGAAUCGAUCCUCAUGAAGAGAGACCAGCCAAUCCCCAGAGCAGCCGAGGCACAGGCUGAGAAUGGGUCGCCGACCAUGGAGCUGGGCGCGCCCAAAUCUAUUGACAUUGACGACAUGAUCUCCAGGUUGCUGGACGCCGGCUAUUCGGCGAAGGUCACAAAGACCGUGUGCUUGAAGAACGCCGAGAUUUUUGCCAUCUGUCAGGCCGCGCGAGAACUGUUUCUGUCGCAACCAGCGCUCCUUGAGCUUUCACCGCCAGUCAAAAUCGUUGGUGACGUGCACGGGCAAUACACGGACCUCAUCAGAAUGUUCGAAAUGUGCGGUUUCCCGCCCAGUUCCAACUACCUGUUUUUGGGUGACUACGUCGACCGGGGCAAGCAGAGCUUGGAGACGAUUCUGCUGCUUUUGUGCUACAAGCUAAAGUUCCCCGAGAACUUCUUUCUCCUCCGCGGCAACCACGAGUGUGCCAACGUCACGCGUGUCUAUGGUUUCUACGAUGAGUGCAAGCGCAGGUGCAACGUCAAGGUCUGGAAGGCGUUCGUAGACACCUUCAACACCCUGCCCAUCGCUGCCAUCGUUGCAGGCAAGAUCUUCUGUGUUCACGGUGGCCUUUCGCCCAGUCUCUCGCAUAUGGACGACAUUCGCCAAAUCGCCAGGCCCACGGACGUCCCCGAUUACGGUCUUUUGAACGAUCUGUUGUGGAGUGAUCCCGCAGACAUGGAUAACGAUUGGGAAGCGAACGAGAGAGGAGUCAGUUACUGUUUCGGGAAGAAGGUUAUCAUGGAAUUUUUGCAACGUCACGACUUUGACCUGGUUUGCCGCGCACACAUGGUGGUCGAGGACGGAUACGAGUUCUUCAACGAUCGGAUUCUGGUGACGGUGUUCUCAGCGCCAAACUAUUGCGGUGAGUUCGACAACUGGGGGGCAGUCAUGUCCGUGUCUGCGGAACUGCUCUGCAGUUUCGAAUUGCUCAAGCCACUGGACUCGAGUGCACUGAAGAGCCACAUCAAGAAGGGCAGGAACAAGAGACAGAGCAUGCUCAACAGCCCACCGGCAAAUCAGUACCCGCAGUCUUACUAA